AUGGAGAUAACACCAGGAACUUCAAAGCGCCGGACCAGGCACUCACUUCCCGCGGUUCUUAUGCGAGCCGGCACAUCAAAAGGCCUCUUCAUUCACCGGUCCCACUUGCCGCUAUCUCAAGCAGAAUGGGCGGCACCACUCCUCGCAGCUAUGGGUUCCAAAUAUAACGAUGCCCUCCAAAUCGAUGGUGUCGGCGGCGGAAGCAGCGUGACGUCCAAAGUCGCCGUCGUCUCGCCGUCCAGUAGACCAGGCGUAGAUGUCGAGUACACCUUUGUCCAGGUGGCAGUCGGAAGCGAGACAGUUGAUCUCAGCGGGAACUGCGGCAACAUAUGCUCAGGGGUCGGUCCUUUCGCCGUGCAAGAAAGAUUUUUUAAUCCGAUGCCUGGUUCUCGGGUGGUUGACGCGCGCAUAUUCAACACUAACACCUCGAAACUCAUCAUAGUAACGGUCUACAUUGACGAAGACGGAAACGUGGAGGAGGAUGGGGACUGUUUUAUUCCGGGGGUCAAAGGGCCCGGCAGUGAGAUCAAGGUUGCUUUCGUUGAGCCGGUGGGCAGCAUGACCGGCAAGCUCUUCCCCAGCGGAGAGCGGUCCGAAAGUAUCCUCGUGGAAGAAGUAGCUUCUCUAGGCGACUUCUCGGUAAACGCUACUCUGAUCGACUCAGCGAAUCCCUUCGUUCUCGUCGACGCUCAGAGUCUACCCGCGAAUAUCAAGAGACAGCCUCCGGAUUCUCCCAUUUCCCUCGAAGUUGCUGAAGCCAUCCGGACACGAGGGGCCGUCCGCAUGGGACUUGCCAGCACCGUCGAAGCCGCCUGUCUGAUUAGAGGUACCCCGAAGCUCGCGUUUCUUUCGCCCCCAACUGGCGAUGAGUUGAUCAGAGUUGCGCCGGCGGAUAUUCGGGUCCAAGCUUACAGCAUGGGCAAGCCUCAUUCGAGUUUACAACUCACGGGCGGCGUGACUCUGGCAUCCGCCGUGAUCACGAAGGGGACCGUGGCGCACCGUAUUGUCGGUCGGGAUCCGACGCUGGAGGCCGGGGGUGUGCCAACGCCCAGAAGAACGCCAAGCCCGGCAGAGGGACAUGUCGGCACGACGUCUGCAAAUAGCUUGGAAAGCCCUGUCGUGGACGGUGACAACGUCAAACGCACCAUUCGUAUACAGCAUGAUAGUGGAAUCAUGGAGGUAGAAGUCUGGGCUCACGAGGAAGGAAAUGGGGUUGCGGUCGAUCGAUGCGUGGUGACCAGGACCGCUCGGAGACUGAUGGAGGGGAACGUCCUUUAUUACUCCUGA
Molecule: messenger RNA, 1287 nt
Organism: Colletotrichum orchidophilum
Lineage: Eukaryota; Fungi; Ascomycota; Sordariomycetes; Glomerellales; Glomerellaceae
Exons: 1
Coding region: 1-1287 (428 amino acids)
Source: RefSeq, a predicted model, not a curated record